CGAAGCGCCACAGGUCUACUUUUCAUAUUCCCGUAGAUAAAGAACGAGAGUCGGCUUCCCUUACAGAAUUUGUCAUUGACGGUUUUUCACUAUGUCGAAUAAUACAAUUGGUGACUACAAUUCCAAAGGGUAAUUGAUCUUCUCUCUGUCUUCUUGUGUGCUUCCUCUAUUUUGUUUUCUUUCACAUUGUGUUUUUACUUUUCCCGGCUAAAGGUCUGCCUGUUUUGCUAGACCUAGUCUCCGAAUCAUCAUAAUUAUUAUCAUUUCUUUAUAAAUUUAGCAAGAAAGACACAAACAACUAGGAUUUGUGGGCUUAGCUCUGGAAGUGGAAAGGAUGGGUCCAAUAGAGGAUUUGUCUUUUGUCUUUUUCUUUCUAAACACAACAUUGUCAUGUGCUCAAGGAAAAGAAAAUGACUCAAAUGAAAUCCAUACCGGUGGCCGGUGAGGCACAUGCAAGACACAUAAUAUAUCAAGAAGCAGGUUGUCUUUAGUUUAAGCCCUACUGAAAAAUGCUACAACCUGUUGAUGAGGACUAGGCCAUCGAAUAUGCCGAAAAUUCCAUGUGGCAAAAUCCAAAUGGAUCAGAAAACAAUAAGAUGAGGAUACCUUCACGACACAAGAAAGUGGCAGUUCUAAUGAUUUGACAACAGAUCGGACAUUCCAACGAUUCUUGUGCAAGGCAUUGCCGCACCCCUCUUGGCUUUUAUGUAUAACCCAAACAAACAUGUUAAUGAGAAGAAAAGAUGAUCAGCCAGAAAAUAUCACCAUCAACAAGCAGCCCAAGGAAGAACUCAAAAACACUUCAUGACCUGUUUGUGCAGGAGAAUCCUCACUUCACUGUCCCAUCUUCUUCCCCAACUUCAGGAAAUGAAGAACUUUUCUCCACUAUUUCUUAUUGCACCUUUGUUUUCACCUUCACUGACCCUUCAGAAUCUCCUGCACAAAGAGACUCAAAGAGGCUUCAACUCACACGGCUAGUCUCUAUAUUGAAGUCCGCAAAGAAGCCAGUGCAUGAAAAAGUUUUGCGGCCUCUAGUGGCCAUGAUCUCAGCCAACCUCUUCAGGCCACUCCCUCCACCUUCCAACCCUUCUACCAUCUCAGACAUGCCUGAAGAAGAAGACCCCAUUUCAACAUUUUCACCCCUAUGGUCGCAUCUCCAAAUAGUUUACGAUAUUCUUCUCAAGCUUGUUAACAGCAUGGACCAAAAGAUACUGAGAGAGUGCAUAGAUCAUUCUUUCCUCCGCAAUCUCGUAGCACUUUUCCAGUCUGAGGAUCCAAGGGAACGUGAGAGUUUGAAAAAUGUGUACCACAAGAUAUAUUCCAAGUUCAUUUCUGAUCGCUGCUUCAUGAGGAAAUCUAUGACCGAGGUGCUGUUGAACUAUGUGUUUGAGACAGAGAAGCAUCCGGGUAUUGCGGACUUGCUUGAGAUAUGGGGUACCAUAAUCAAUGGCUUUACCGUGCCACUCAAGGAAGAGCACAAGUUGUUCCUCAUGAGAGUGCUCAUUCCUCUACACAAGACCAAAGGGAUGCAAGUGUACCAUAGGCAAUUGGCUUACUGCGUGUCACAGUUUGUGCAGAAGGAGCCUAUGCUUGGAGGAGUUGUUGUUAGAGGGAUUUUGAGGUAUUGGCCUGUCACAAACUGUCAAAAAGAAAUCUUGCUAAUUGGGGAGUUGGAAGAUCUAGUGGAGAAUUUAGACCCUGACCAGUAUCGUAAGUUGGCCUUGCCCUUAUGUACACAGAUAACCAAAUGCAUAAACAGUUGGAAUUCCCAGGUAGCCGAGCGUGCACUCUAUGUAUGGAACAACGAGCAGUUCGUAAAAAUGGCAUUAAUAGGAACGGUGGAAGUGUUUACUGUCAUUGUGGAAGGCAUGGAAAAGAACCUGAAGUGGCAUUGGAGCAAGAGCGUCAGGCAACUAACAGAAAGUGUGAAGGUGAUGCUGGAAGAAAUGGAUCCAGAUCUGUAUUCCAAGGGUCUCAUGGACAAGGAAGCUAAAGAAUCAAUGGCACAUCAAGAAGAUAUCAAGAGAAAAAAGUUAUGGGAAAGAAUAGAAAUGGAAGCUGCUAAGAAUCAGUUUCUUUAUCCACAACGUUAUAUACGUGUUUCAAACUGAACAUUAAUGUAUGCAAAUUUGUGCUGGCAAUAAUAAUUGCAAGAUCAUAUUUGUUCAAAAGUU
Messenger RNA from Cajanus cajan (pigeon pea), 2174 nucleotides. RefSeq names its product serine/threonine protein phosphatase 2A 57 kDa regulatory subunit B' beta isoform. Gene Ontology annotation, biological process: signal transduction. Lineage: Eukaryota; Viridiplantae; Streptophyta; Magnoliopsida; Fabales; Fabaceae. The record is from RefSeq and is a predicted model, not a curated record. Gene Ontology annotation, cellular component: protein phosphatase type 2A complex. Gene Ontology annotation, molecular function: protein phosphatase regulator activity.